Suillus plorans is the source of this 468-nucleotide messenger RNA. RefSeq lists its product as uncharacterized. The coding region runs from base 1 to 468 and encodes 155 amino acids. NCBI's taxonomy places the organism in Eukaryota, Fungi, Basidiomycota, Agaricomycetes, Boletales, Suillaceae. The transcript is spliced from 3 exons. The record is from RefSeq and is a predicted model, not a curated record.
AUGGAGAAAAUGCAUGAAACUCGAGAUUCUGAUGAAAAAAUGACAAACAAUGGUGAGGAUGAUGACAAUCUGGAGGAUGAGGAAGAUGCUGAGGAAGAGGGCAGUGGCAGUGAUGAAGACAGUGAGGAGGAGUGCCACAAAGAUAAGAACAACAAAGAAGAUGUGAAUCAAGAUCCACACACCACAGAAUAUCUCAUUAAUGACGAUAUCACAGAUGAGAUAGAUGAGUUUGGAUAUACCAGCCUAGAUCAGGUUCUUGUAGAAGAUGAGGACGAUGAUGCCCUCGGGGCAGAAGAUGGUGAAGAAGAUCACAGUGCAGUAAGGGACACUAGAAAGAGCUGGCAGUGCCUUGCAAGGAGCGUGGGAGGCUCACGGGUGUUUUGUAACAUGGCCAGUGAGGUCAGCAACACAGUGUGGGAGUCCUCUCAGGAGCUGCCAGGCCUUUCUGAUUCUGGAUGGUUUUGCUGA